Molecule: messenger RNA, 14812 nt
Organism: Melospiza georgiana
Lineage: Eukaryota; Metazoa; Chordata; Aves; Passeriformes; Passerellidae
Gene: SLITRK3
Product: SLIT and NTRK like family member 3
Exons: 2
Coding region: 1963-4794 (943 amino acids)
Biological process (GO): axonogenesis; positive regulation of synapse assembly; regulation of presynapse assembly
Cellular component (GO): postsynaptic density membrane; GABA-ergic synapse
Molecular function (GO): protein binding
Source: RefSeq, a predicted model, not a curated record
CGCGCUGCCGCUGCCGCUGCCCGGAGAAGGCGGCGGCGGCGCUGGAGCCUGCAGCAGCAGCAGCAGCAGCCCCUCUGCUCCCUCCUCCAUUGAGUGUGCCAAACAGCAGCUCUGCAUCCUAAAAAGGAUCAUUGAGGGGCUCAUUGCAUUCCCAGCACGUUUCAGGCUUGCUUCUUUUUUUUUUUUUUUUCCUCUCUCCUUUUUUUUUUUUUUUCUCUUUUUUUUUUUUUUUCCUUUUGCCUCAGCUUCAGCAGGAGUAGAGAGAGAGGGAGAGAGAGCCACAGAGAGGGAGAGGCAGAGACAAACCAGCAAUCUUUAAACUCGAGCUUUCUUUUUUUUCCCCCUUCCUUUCUUUUGCCUUUUCUUUUUUUUUUUUUUUUUUUUUUUUUUUUUUUGGUAACGAUGUGCUAAAAUCUCUCCUGCAAACCGCCCUUGCAGAAGAGAAAGAACUUAAGUGGCUAAUAUUUUGCAAAGGAGACGGAGAGAUUGAUACUGCAAUAUAGCUCUCGUCUCUCUCCCUUCUCCCCAAUUAGAUGCUGGUUUUAAUUGCAGAGGGUAUUUCUCUUGUCGUGCUUUCAACCAUCUCCUCUUUCCCACAGGGGAGGGUUUCAUUUGCAAGUUGAUCCUAAGGAUUUCUGUUCCUCUGGCAUUUCCCUCCCCUAAAUGCAUCCUUCUGCUCUUAAGUUUACGGAUGGGGGGCAAUUUUUUCUAGUUCUUACACGAGGAAGGCAAAAAGGACCUUUUUAUUGGGAGAUUGAGACUAAAAGCAAUGAUCGCUCCGAAUCAUUCUAAUGGGCAUUUCAGGGAUUCAAGGAAGGCUGCAUCACCACUGGUAUUAUCCCCAUCCUUAGCGUUUCCCUGUGCCCAUACAUUUAAAAUAUCUGGUGAAAGGAAGGGUGAGACCAUAUGUUGAAGGAGCUGCAUCUCAUUAGGGCAGCAUUAUUUUCAUCUGAUUGGAGAAGAAUGGUGUCUUCAUUCGGAAUCGUGUAUAGUAGGAUAGAGAAUUUAUCGGCUGGUAAGUGUCAAGGUAUUUUUUUUUUUCUUCCACUUUCAGCUUUUUAACCGGGUCUCCUGCUUGGUCCUGGGGGCACAAAAUGCCCUAAUCCAAGGCAGGCUGAGCGUUUCAAUCCUAGGUGCCUCUUCAGCUGUCACUUCCCUUUAGAUCUGCUGAUCGCAUGGGCAUGUGCUUUAGAAAGAUUAAUCAUCUCUAAAUGCUUUAAUCAGCUAAAAUGACUAAUAUGUGGUGUGUAUUUAUCUGAUAAUAUACCGGUUGCAUUAAUUCGCCGGGGCGCGUUUGCGAGGGGGAGAUUUCCUUCCCCACCAGGGUCGUUAAGCAUUUACUCUGGUGGAGAUGCUGUGGGGGUUUCUGAGGGGAGCCGUUCUGCCAGGCGCAGCUCGCACAUCCCCUGGAACUCGCGUGUGGAACGCAUCGAGCCGGGAGGCAGUGAGGGAAGGAGACCUCAGGGUGGAGGUCCAAUAACUUUGGGAGUUUGCAUGGAUGAAGGAUGUGGUGCGACACUGGAGAGGAUGUGCCCACACUUGGUGUGUUUCCCCCCCCGGGCUGUGAUGGCUCCCGGGCUGAAAUUCCACCCGGGGAUGAGAUGCGGGCAGUCCCCAAGCCUGGCAAGCGUGGAGAGACGCAACACGUUCGGUGUGCUCGUGGUGCCGUGCGGGGCUGCAUGUGCUGUCCUCUUUAUAGGUGGCAUUUACCACGGGGAGGGGAGCCAGGCGGGCUGCUAUCGCGUGAUGGAGCCCUCUAACAUCUCCCAAGUAUAAAUCAGGGUAAGGCUCGCCCAGCCGACACCCCUGGAGUUGGUUGGGAACGUCUGCCCAACAAUUGCUGAACUUUCCAGGAGCCCGACAUGAGUCCAGCAGGUAGGGGCUUAGGGAGAGGAGAAGGGCAGGGCAGAAAUACUGAAAUCUGUGUUUCUCUUUCCGUUGCAGUUUUGUAAACACCAACAAAUGAUGAAACCUUCCACGGCAGAGAGGCUUCAUAAAGGAAGGAUGUUGUGGAUAAUUCUUCUAAGCACAAUUGCUCUAGCAUGGACUACACCUAUUCCCUUGAUAGAGGACUCGGAGGAACUGGAUGAGCCCUGCUUUGAUCCAUGUUACUGUGAAGUGAAGGAGAGCCUUUUCCAUAUACAUUGUGACAACAAGGGAUUUAUAAAUAUUAGUCAGAUAACAGAGUCGUGGUCGAGACCUUUUAAACUUUAUCUGCAGAGGAAUUCCAUGAGGAAAUUGUACACCAACAGUUUUCUUCACUUGAACAAUGCUGUAUCUAUUAACCUUGGGAACAAUGCACUGCAGGACAUUCAGACAGGGGCUUUUAACGGGCUUCGAGUUCUGAAGAGGUUGUAUUUGCACGAAAACAAAUUGGACAUUUUCAGGAACGACACUUUCCUGGGUUUGGAAAGUCUGGAAUAUCUGCAGGCAGAUUACAAUGUCAUUAAACGGAUUGAAAGCGGGGCAUUUCGAAACCUAAGUAAAUUGAGGGUCCUUAUCCUAAAUGACAAUCUUAUCCCCAUGCUUCCCACCAAUUUAUUUAAGUCUGUGUCCUUAACCCACUUGGACUUGCGGGGGAACCGCCUCAAAGUCCUUUCGUACCGCGGGAUGUUGGACCACAUUGGCAGGAGCCUGAUGGAGAUCCAGCUGGAGGAGAACCCGUGGAACUGUACGUGCGAGAUCGUGCAGCUCAAGAGCUGGCUGGAGCGCAUCCCCUACACCGCUCUGGUGGGGGACAUCACCUGCGAGACGCCCUUCCACUUCCACGGGAAGGACCUGCGGGAGAUCAAGAGGAGCAAGCUCUGCCCCAUGCUGUCCGACUCCGAGGUGGAAGCCAGCCUGGGCAUCCCUCAGCUGUCCUCCAGCAAGGAGAACGCGUGGCCUACCAAGCCUUCCUCCAUGCUGUCCUCCUUCCAUUUCACCGCUUCCUCUGUUGAGUACAAAACGUCCAACAAGCAGCCCAAGCCCACCAAGCAGCCCCGGGCGCCCCGGCCUCCCCCGACCCCUCGUGGCCUGUACCCUGGGCCCAACCAACCUCCCGUGGCUGCCUACCAGACCCGGCCCCCCAUCCCCAUCAUCUGCCCCACCGGCUGCUCUUGCAGUUUGCACAUCAACGACCUGGGCCUGACGGUCAACUGCAAGGAGCGCGGAUUCCACAACAUCUCCGAGCUCCUGCCCAGGCCCUUGAACGCCAAGAAGCUGUACCUGAGCGGGAAUUUGAUCCAGAAAAUCUACCGCUCCGAUUUCUGGAAUUUUUCCUCCUUGGAUCUCUUACACCUGGGGAACAACCGGAUCUCCUACGUGCAGGACGGGGCAUUCAUCAACCUGCCGAACCUCAAGAGCCUGUACCUGAACGGGAACGACAUCGAGCGGCUCACCCCGGGCAUGUUCCGGGGCCUGCAGAGUUUGCAUUACCUGUACUUCGAGUACAACCUGAUCAGGGAAAUCCAGCCGGCGGCCUUCAGCCUCAUGCCCAACCUGAAGCUCCUCUUCCUCAACGACAACCUGCUCCGCACGCUGCCCACCGACGCCUUCGCCGGCACCUCCCUGGCGCGCCUCAACCUGCGCAACAACCACUUCUUGGCGCUGCCGGUGGCCGGGGUGCUGGAGCACCUGCACGCCAUCGUGCAGAUCGACCUGAAGCUCAACCCCUGGGACUGCACCUGCGACCUGGUGCCGCUCAAGCAGUGGCUGGAGGCGCUCAGCUCCGUCAGCGUGGUGGGCGAGGUGCUGUGCGCCAGCCCCGAGCCGCUGGCCCGCCGCGACCUGCGCUCGCUGGAGCUGGCCGCGCUGUGCCCCGCCGCCCUGCGCCCCGCCGCCGCCGCCGCCGCCUCGCCGCCCGCCGCCGCCCCGCCGCCGCCCGCCGCCACCGGCGCGGCCGCCUACGAGCUGCCCCCGGCCGCCGCGGCCGCGGCCGUGCCGCUCUCCGUGCUCAUCCUCAGCCUCCUCGUCCUCUUCUUCUCCGCCGUGCUGGUGGCCGCCGGGCUCUUCGCCUUCGUGCUGCGCCGCCGCCGGCGGAAGCUGCCGUUCCGCGGCCCGCGGGCGGAGGCGGCGGACCUGGGCGCGGUGCCGCUGCGCUGCCCGCGCCUCUUCCCCGAGGGCGGCGGCGGCGGGGGCGGCGGCGGCGGCGGCCCCGGGGAGCGCUCCCCGGAGAAGGCGCCCCCGGCGGGCCACGUCUACGACUACAUCCCGCACCCGGUGACCCAGAUGUGCAACAACCCCAUCUACAAGCCGCGCGAGGAGGAAGAGGCGGCGGGCGGCGGCGGCGGCGGCGAGGCGGCCGAGCUGCUGCGGGGCGGCGGCGAGCGCGGCUUCGCCCACCCCGCCGCCCCCGCCGCCGCGCCCGAGCCGGGCAGCAGCUACCGCACCUUGCUGGAGAAGGAGCAGGAGUGGAGCCUGGCCGUGUCCAGCUCGCAGCUCAACACCAUCGUGGCCGUGCACCCCCAGCACCCCGCGGGCGGAGGGCUGGCGGCGGGCGCGCUCGGGGCGGCGGCGGCGGCGGCGGCGGGAGCCCCGCGGGACCGCGACCGCCCGCCGCCCUGCGCCGUGGGCUUCGUGGACUGCCUCUACGGCACCGUGCCCAAGCUGAAGGAACUGCACGUCCACCCCCCCGGCAUGCAAUACCCGGACCUGCAGCAGGACGCCCGGCUGAAGGAGACCCUGCUCUUCGCGGCCGGCAAGGGCUUCCCGGACCACCAAACCCCCACAAGCGAAUACCUCGAGUUAAGGGCCAAACUCCAAACCAAGCCGGAUUACCUCGAAGUCCUGGAGAAGACCACGUACCGGUUCUGACCGCCGCCCCGCCGCCCGCCCGGCCCCGCCGCCCGCGAGCAGAGGAUCCAGCUGUGCCCUCUGCCCCGCCAGAUGUGCGCGCUGCGGGGCAGGGCCCUUCUCAGAUCAGUAAUCGACGAAGUGCCUUCGCAGACUUUUGCCAGCAGAUGUUAAUCAAUCAUUAUUUUUUUAUACUGAAACUGAGACUUUGACUGUGCCAUGUCUAAAGGUAUAUUAUUAUUAUUAUAUUAUUAUUAUUAUUAUCGGGGAUCUUUGUAUUGAUCCUGAUUGAGUAAAUUCUAUGUGUGUCUCUUUCUCUCUUUUUUUUCUUUUCCCUUUUCUUUUAUUUUCUUUAUUCUUGUUGUUUGUUUUGUUCGUUGACUCUCUUUUUUUUCUUUUCUUUUUUUUCCUUUUUCCGUUGGCAGUAAACUUCUUGAUAUUUUCCCUUGGAGGGGAGGGGGAGGGAAGAUGGCAUUUUCUGGCCUGCUUUCUUCUUGCCCAUCAUGGCACAGAUUCUGUACAUUUAUUUAAAAGAGAGGAAAAAAAAUAAUAAUAAUGCAAAGAAGCAAACGAGCGCAGUUUGCUGCAUGCCUGGAAACUGCAAGAGGGAAGGGAGGGGAGGGUCUUGCUCGAAUGUCUCACUCUUGUCUCUCUCCCUCCCUCGCACGCACACUCCUCACCCUCACCCUCGCCAGCCCAGCCCCUCCCGGGGGGCUCGGGGGGAACCCCGGGGGCAGUCCCGGGGGCUGGGGAAGCCACCCGGAGCCGAGCAGCCCAAAGGAUGUCACCACGUGGCGCACACACCUAGGGGAUGCUCAGCGACACUUCAUCAUGACGCCAUGGGUUUUUUUUUUGUUGGUUUUUUUUUUUUUUUUUUUGAGGACAUCCGCACUUUCCUAAUAAAAGCGACAUGCAAAUAUACAGAGAGAAAAAAAAAAAAAAAAAAAAAAGGAAAAAAAAACCACCCAAAAGCUAAUGGGCACCUCUCACUAACAGCUUUGUAGGAAGCACUUUUAAUGUUUUCUCUCAUGCACCCAUACACGCACACACGCACACACACACAAAGGUACAACAAUGUGCAUAUAUUUAUUCUGUAAUUUCAAGUGAAUAUAAAUUGUAAAGGUAAUGUUAAAUCAUUGUACAGUGAUGCGUCUGGUAUAGCUUUCCUAAUAAAACGUUUUGAAAAAAAUUGCAGAUAUAUAUAUAUAUAUAUAUAUAUACACACCCCCAAAUAUAUAUAUAUAUAUAGGAAUACAAAGCUUGAACCUGAAACUUCAGCUUCCUCCACAGAGAUUUCCUUCCCCCCAUAACCUUGAACGCUAUUUUAUUAAUAACAGUUCGAUGCACUGUGAUGUUAACAGAGAAAAAAAAAAAAAACCCUGUACAGCGUCUCUUGCCAAGAUACCACCCGAGACUGUCACAAAUCCGAUUUGCGAUCUGUAUCCCUGCCGCACUGUCCUGACAGUUAAAAAUAUCGGGCAAAUUGGGAGCGCAUCCCGCCGGAGCGCUGCUUCCCGGCCUGCUGGAGGCACCGGGAGGCACCGCAGGGAUGCUGGCAGCGGGGUGAGCACUCGGAGAGCUCCCACCCCUCCGGAUUAAACCGCAGCUCCACUUUGCAAUGGGGGGAUGCGAUCUGGGAAAGCAAAGCAUCCAUCCCAGCGCUGCCCUUCUCCCGCUCCCGCUGCAACCGGAGGGAGACCAAAGAGCGUGCGAUUUCCCUGCUCGGGCGGGUCCCGGUUGGUAUCUUGUCCGCGUUGGUGUCUUGUCGCCGGCGGUGUCCCUGUGUCCGGCGGUGUCCCUGUGUCCGGCCGUGUCCCUGUGUCCGGCCGUGUCCCUGUGUCCGGCGCUGUCCCCGCGGUCCCGGGCCGGGCGCGGCCCCUCUUGGCCGCCAGGUGGCGCCCCAGCCCCAGCGCUGAGGGGCGGCGGCGGGGCCGGAGGGCCCGGGCUCGAUUCCUGGAUUGAUCCCGGGAUUGAUCCCAGGAUUGAUCCCGGUCUCGAUCCUGGACUCGAUCCUGGAUUCCAUCCCGGCCUGGAGCAGCUCCCGAGGCCGCUCCCUGUCCCCGUCCGCCCCGCCGAAUGAACCCGCGGGCGCCUUGUCCCGGGGUGGGAAGGGCCGCCAUGGGCAGCCCCCACAGCCCGGCGCCGCCCUGAGGCCUUCAAAGAGCGGGGUCAGCCCAGAAAUACCCAAUGUGUCCAGAGAGCGGGGUUUUUCCAGAAAUACUCAAUUGUAUUCAGAGAUUGGGGUUAAUCCAGAAAUAUCUAAUUGUGUUCAGAGAGUGGGGUUAACCCAGAAAUACCCAAUGUGUCCAGAGAGUGGGGUUGAUCCAGAAAUACCCAAUGUGUCCAGAGAGUGGGGUUGAUCGAGAAAUACUCAAUUGUGUUCAGAGAAUGGGGUUAUUCCAGAAAUACUCAAUUGUGUUCAGAGAGUGGGGUUAAUCCAGAAAUACCCAAUGUGUCCAUCAGCACCAUGUGUCUGGACAGCGGUCAGUGUGGUUUGUCCGGGUGAAUCGAGGUUAUUACCCAAAGGUGCUGCUGGGUUCUGUCACCUCCUGGCAGAGGGUCACAGUGCCAAGGUCACCGUCCCCACCACCUGCUCUUUCCUUGGGGAACAGCUCGGUUUCACCCCGCACAACAGGGGUGUUUUAACAGAGAGAAACCCAUAAAUACUUGCUCUCCCCACAAUGUUGCUUUUUACAGCUCUGGGCAGGAUGCUCAUGGUGAGAUUUACUCUUGGAGAGUCAUUUCCCCAGCCUUGGUAGCAGCUGUGUGUGUCUGGAGAUGGAGGGACAGCUCCAAACCUCUGUAAAGCUGGCAUCACCCUCCAUGCCAUCAGUAAAAAUAUUACACAUUGCAAUUUCCUCUCUUGAGUUGAGAUUGUGUUUCCUCACUGCUGCCUUCAGCUCUGACCCGUUGGGGUUUGCUCAUUUGUUUGUUUUACUGAGUUUUUAAUAGAUAGUGGAAGAGCAUGCACGUGCUAAGAGUAUUAAACAUGCAAGUGCAAAGGCCAGAUCCUUCUUAUCAUAAUUGUAAUAAUUACAUUGAUAAGCCUACAUGCAAGUGAUGCGUGGAGCUGUAUAAAUCAGGUUAAAGUACAAUCCCCAGUGAGAGUGGUGCUGUACACAUUUGGCAAUGUCCUCAAAGCCCCAAGUGUUUAUACUUGUAUCCAAAUAGAGUAAAGCCGGUUGCAAAUAAUGUUUAUAUUUUCAUUAAACUGCAGAAAGGCAAGAGAAUUUCAUCCUUACUAUAGGCAGUAAUCUCGCCCGUGGAUGGUGAGCAGAUCUAUUUAUUCAGUGGAAAUAAAUUUGUUCUAUGAGAAUGGAAUUUUGUAUUAAAAAAAGAUAAUUUUUGGCUUACGUUGAGUUAUUUUUCUUUCCUUGUGUAGGAAACUUCCGUUCCCUUGUGUACUGAGAUGAUUUGGGGGUGAUUUGCUCUGGAAGUGUUGACAGUGUCUAAGUGUGAUGUCUAAAGGGUGUUUUGAUGACUUUUAUUUUGCUUUUUCAUUAUGCUGAGCUGAGGCUGAGUGGGUAGCAGCAUUCCUUUCCCAGGGCAGGAAAAAAAAGUGGAUCCAUCAGCUCUGACCUGCAGUGGGUGACACCUUUGCAUGCUCCAACCCAGGUUCCUCCUAAUUAAUAGGGAGUAUUAAUGAUAAUUCUGUCUUUAUCAGCAGUAGCAUUGGUAGCAUUAAUGCUACUGGGAAGGAAUCAAAUAAAACCAAAUGAUCUGCAGUUGCAUUAGAGCUGUUUGAUGGGAUGCUGUGUGAAAUAAAUAAUUUUUUAGCUGAUUUCAUGGUUGUACAAGUACCUGGUGGCAGCCUGAGCAGCUCAGCCUGUGGUAGUAAAACUUCAGCAAGUGUUUGGUUCAUUCCCUCACUGACCAUUGAAAUUCUUCCUACAGGUGGAAAAGAACAGCAAGGCCAGGUAAGCCCCAGUCCCAGCCAACAGCUGCACACAGGGAAAUGGAAAGGAUGAUCCUGGUGCUCAAUUAUUGGUGCUUUUUGUCUUUUCUGGAUGCUGUCAUUGAUGUCACCAUCACAUUGUAACUUAGGUUAAAAAAUUUGUUUGGAAAUGGUUUCAUGGGUCAUUUGAGUGUAUCAACGGCGAUAGAAAGAUGUCAAAUGUUAUGGUACGAGUGAUAAUGUGAAUUUUGGAAAGCCUGUUGCCUACUGCUGUGCUUAGAGUGUUAUUGGAGAGUGAGAAUCUCAUUUCUUAGGAGCUUCAGUGAGCAUGAGUUAAGCUGUGGCAGCUCCAGAUUUUGUCAGAGACCUUUCCAGACAAAACCACCUUUGAGUGUGGCAGCACAGCUGGUUUUAAGUUAGAGAUAUGUGGGUUUGUCCAAGUUGUUCUCUGAGAACCAUGAAAGGGGGGGAAAGGUCUCUCCAAAAUGUGAGGCUGUUCUCCUGAAGCUCUUGGGUGUGCCAGCAGCACUUGAUGAUUUCUGUGCUGCCUCCACUCCCUUCAGGUACCCAUUUCACGUGAAGAUGUCAUGGCUGGGGUUGAGGUUUAACAGAGAUGUUAACAGAGAUGUUCACGUGAAGAGCAGCAAGUAGAAUUUGGCCCUGAGUGUGGGAGUUCCUUGCUCAGCACAUUGCUUUACCACGGGCUCGACUCCUGGCAGAGCUCCAGCUGCCCCAGGGUGAACUUGUUCCAGGAUUGCCCUUCUUCCAAAUGCACUUGCUUUUACAACGUGGAUUUAUGGACCCUGGGAAAUCAGGCUGCUCUGUGCUGCAUGUUCCUAUGUUUUGAGUUUUUCCAAGGCUUGGUUUUCAAUCUGUAGCUGAGGUUCUCAGUGAAUUUAUGUAUGUAUGUAUGUAUUUAUGUGUACACAAUUAUGUAUUUGUGUGUACAGAAUUAUGUCUUUAUGUUGUACCCAGUACAACACAGUUUUUCUCCAUGGAAGAAAUGCAAAAUGACCCAGGAUGUAGCUCACAACACAGCUCUUUGUACACAAAUUCCUAUUUUUUAAUUCUGGUGUGAGUGGAAAUACUUUUUUUUCCCCCCCCAGUUCUUGAAAUAUUUCUGGUUUGAUUGGGCAGUGGAAGAAUUGGAAUGUGCUUGGAACAAACCCUUGAGUGGUAAUGGAGGGGAGGCCCAGUUCUGCUCCCUUGAAGCCAAUGUUGAGACACCACAUUAUGCUCAGUUUUAGUCAACAGACUUGAAUGAAGAGCAAAAUCUGAUCUCAGAAAAUUACAACAUCUAUUAAGUGGAUUCAAGUAUUUUGAGACAAGUACUGCAUGGGACUGUUUCAGAAUAAAAUGAGUAAUGGUACAGGGAAAAUGGGUUUGCCAUAAAUUCUGUGAUUCUCUGAUUGACCCCACUCACAAAUUAACCAAACAAUCUUUAAGGCUUUUGAUUUUAAAGACAAAUUUGUUUAGCUCCAAUGUCAACAGUGACCAACUAGCCAAGAAGAUUACUAAUGUAACAAGUGCAAAUUAUUUGGAAAUACUUUAUUACUAUUAUCUUUUUUCUUUGAGAGCAAGGAUAUGGAGGUCCCCUCCAACCAAGGGCAUUCUGUGUUUCUGUGAUUGACAGGCUCUGACAGCUGUGUUUCCUACAAUUCCUUUAAAAUGUCUUUUCCUUGAUCCUUAGGGUUUCCCAGUUGUAAAAUUCUGUCAUUAUCUCAUGUUUGUUCAGGUUGUUGGGGCAGUUUGGCAGAUUUCUAUAGACCAUAGACUGUGCUCAGAGAGCAAAGCACAGAGUUCCCCAGGAGGCUGCUGGGGUGACACCUGUAGGUUAUUUUUGAUCCCUGUGGAAGCAUUUGGAAACACCUCCCUGUUGGUGGCAUUGUCUCUGUAAAUUGGUCAGUUUUGUGGUGUUAUCAGGAUGGUGUCAGAUGGAUAAUUUUUGUGGGAAAAUGAGAGGAAAAGGCUCAAAGAGCAGAGCUGUAGGAAGGCUCUGUCCCACAUUUGUGCUGGGUGGUCUCUGCAGGGUGGGUGCUGCAUCAAUCCUGAUAUUUUUGAAGGUUAAGGAUGUUGAUCUGGAGUGUGGGGUUAUUCUUAGGCAUUAUUCAGAGGUGUGGACAUGCAAGACUCAGCUGUUGGGUGCCUUAAAAAGAACAGAUACUAACAGAGGGCAGAGCGAAUACAAAAUAUUCCUAACCAAGUCCUACAUCCUAUCCUCAAUCUUUAACGUCCAUUUACUUUUCCUAAUGUCUUUAUUUUCCCACUAGAAUUUUCUAAAUCUCUCAAGAAUAUCCUGUACAUUCUGUGAAUCCUGAAGAGAUAUUUCAGGUUAGCCAAGGAGUGACUCUCUCUGUACUUGGGGAUUCCAACCAAUGCCACUGCCUGUGGAGGAAUAUCCUGCCCAUGGCAUGUGGCACAGCAAUUUGGCUUGUCCUUGGAGCACGGUGCCAGGGAGGGAGGUUCUCUGCACUGAUCAGGUUCUGCAGUAGGGCGUGAAUGAUUCCAAGCAGGAAUUCCUGAAUUGUGGUAAAUCACUUUUGGAAUGGCAAAGACUUCAUUUGUGCUGCUGCCUCUGGUGGCUCUGCCGUCCCUGCUGGUGGUGGUGGCACCCAGCACCAUUCCUGAGGAGGGACUCCUGUGACAGUAACUCUAAAAACCUAAAAACCAAAAGAAAAAGCUGAAGAAAGAUUUGGGACUUUUUAUCAUGCAGGGACCUUAUCUGAAUUUAAUCACAUUUCCCAAAUAUUACAGUGGCAUUAAUAUACUGCUUAUGGGGGUUAUAUGCAUUUUUGUCUUGCUUUUUUUGCUUUUCCACAGACAGUAGGUGGAUUACACCUUAAAGAAUUACAGGAAUGUAUUUUUUGGUCAUUUUUUCAGGCUGUACUUGUUUAAGACUAAGUCAGUCCCAACAGUAACUGUCCUAAACUGAGUUUUAUAGAAAGAUACAUAAACCUUUGGGUUUGUACAUGGUCUCUAAAUUAUUUCAUGUGUUUAAAUACAUAUAUAAAAUGUCCGUUAUCUGAAUAACCCUUGAACCAGAGUCCAUCUUUGAACUUUGGAGGCUUUUGCUUUGCAAAUGAAAGUUAAUUAUUGUUGGGUUAAUUAAUGUUUGGGUUUGUGCGGGUUUUUCUGUUCUGUGAUUGUUCAGUUUGAUUUUAUCACUGGUACAACCGGAGACAGGGAAACAUUGCAGUGUGAAAAUUCUCAUGAUAGGACUUUCAUUCUUGUGCUUCUUUUCUUUGGAGAGUGAGGGAGCUGUGCUCCAAAGGGAGUAGGAAUUGCCACUCAGAGCUGAAAUGUCUUCACUCUGCUGUGUCCUGGGAGUGCCCAGCACUGUCUGACUCAAAGGGAGGUGCCAGAAAUCCCCAUUACUGAGAUUUCAGGGUUGGAUGGGACCAGCCAAGCUGCUCCACCUGUGAUAGCCAGUCCUUGAGUCCGGCACCACUGGAGCCACCAUCCCCAUGUGUGCCUGGGAGCACUGAGAAAAUCCAUGUUGUGCUGCUUUGGUGAAAAAUGAGCUUUACAAAAAUUAGGCAUUGGUAAUGGAUGCUGCUUAGUUAAGCUUUUCUGUCUUUUUUUAGGGAACACAUCCAGGUUUCUCUGGUGCUGUUAAACUGCCAUGCAAGGGCAGGACUGAUCAGCUGUCCCCAAAGCAUUCCUGGAAUAAGUCUCUACUUAAAUGCAUUCUUUAUAAUCAGAGAGACAUUUCUUGUGGCAUCACUUCUGUUAUGUUUUCUUGCAGUGACCCAAAAACCUGGCUGCUUUGGAAAGUGGAUAGUAUUGGCAAGCAAAGAAAUAUGGCAAGUAAAAAGUCUUUUUUAGAUCCAGUUGAUGUCAGUGUUUUCUUCAACAAAAGGGCAAGUCCCAGCCCUGAGGGGUCCUGAGGAGGAGUCAAGGCACUGAUUAAGGCAGAGAGUAAUUGUUCAGUCCGUGCUUAAUUGUCCUCUUCAGUUUUAAACCAGUGAAGAAUUGUGGAUGGAUGUAAUUUAUGUAGAUAAAUAUACACAUAUGUGUAUAUAUAUAUAUAUAUAUAUAUGUAUUCCUGCUAGUAGUGGGGGCUGUGACACUGCAGCCAGGGAGGCUGAUGGAAGGAAUGGCAAUGGCUAAGCUGUGACAAGUGGGAAUUUUGCCAAGGCUGACAGUGAGAACAGCACCUGAAAGUCAAGUGCCUCUCUCUGGCUUCCAGACAGCCAAUAACUACAUGUAACUCUUGCUGCAAACCCUUGUUUUAGAGCAGGUAACAAAUAGCUCCCAGACCUUAUUUUUCCUGCCUUUAGCCCAAGCUCUCACCAGCCUGCAGGCCGCUGGCAUUCCCAGAAUUGCUUUUCUUACCUGUCUGCAUGCACAGAUCCUCCUUGGGCUGAGGACACACACCCUGAGCCCUCUGUUUGUGCCUGGAGUGGAGACCAAGUGAAAACACAGUUCUCUCUGUUGGGUUUUUCUGUAGAGUGGUGUUUUGCACCUCGAGACUUCCCUCUGCCCCGCCUGGAGCGCCCUCAGCUUGCUGGCAGCCGGGCCGGGUUGGCCGUGGUGGUGUCACAGGCCUUUGCCAACCAGAGCCAACCAGAUCUGUGCAAGCCUUCAGAGCACAAAGCCCUGAUCAGAAGGAUCCCUAACAGGUAUGCAUCAGGGAGAAGGAGGAGAUGCUCCCAAAAUUAGUUGCUGUCAGCUCCAAGCAGGAGCGAGUGCCUCGCGUGUCACGGAAACGCUGAGUGUGUGCUGUAUAUACUGUGUGUAAAUCUGAGUAUGUACCUAUAAUUACGCUAGUGAAGUGUAAAAUUCAAUCUUUGCAAACUUCUGGGAGAUUCAGGAAUGUGGCUUGCUUUGGACUGUAAUUAAAAAUAUGGGCAUUUUGGUUAAAAAUAGCUCCUUUCCGGCCUACAUUCCCGAUGUAGGUCAGUGGAGGCAUUUUUCAGACAUAUUAGCAUUUUGGACACUUAAUCUUAGCAGCAUAUUGCAUCUCCUAGAAUAGGUUAGGAGAGGCAAGGCAGGAGGAAUUGCUGCAUCUCGAGUCACCCAGAGAGGUUGCCAAGUUUCUCAGGCACCAGAGAGGCAGAAUAAUGAGGAUUAUAUUUAAUUCGGGCUGGAGAGACAACCGUGGGGUGUUGAGCAGAGGCAGCUCAGAUCAUCUUGGCUCUGUGGGGGAGGGAGAAUUUAUAACUCUAGCUGGCUCCAAAGCAAGCUGUGUGUGAAUUUGCGUGUGUAUAUAUAUUUAUAUAUAUGUAUAUACAAAUCUGGAUGUGUAUAUAACACCCUGUGUAUAUAUGUAUGUAUGUAUGUAUAUGCCUCCAGUGUACAAAAUGUGUAUCUAUAGAAAUGUAUACAUUUAUAUGAAUUUCUAUUUCUCUAUAUAAAUAGUCAUGCAACUAGGGGAAAUCACAUUUCCACGGCGUGUCCUUUUCUGUAACACCCCCCCCCCCCAAAAAAAAGCUGCUUCCAUUAAUGUCACAUUGGCACAAAUGACUUAAAUUUUCUUUUCUGUUUUGAAAGGAGUGGUGCUUAGUGGCUGAGCACAAGCCUGGAAGGUUUUUGCUCUUCCAGAGGACUUCCAGUAAAUCAUGAGCUGCUCCAGAGCUGUUCCACAUUUGUGAAAUAAAGUGGCGGCCAAAAUGACUCAGGGCUGGUUUUACAGGCAAAGGAAAAGGGUUGUUGAGUGUGCAUUGGAAACCUCUGCUAUGCUCUCAGAGUUCUGAUGGUGAAAUAUCUGCACUGCUAAUUACUCUGGUUGCAGUUAAUUUCCCAGCAAUUGGCUUGAACAGGGGGAAAAAAAAUUUUCCUGCUCUGAAGUAAGUUAUCUGAAGUCUGAUUAUGUUGCCUCAGUGAUGUAUGGAUUUCCAUUUAGGGUCAGGAUGUUGGGCUGUAAAUCAAGAAUCUGAGCUCAGUGAACAUCUAGUUUGGGAUGUGUCUUUUCUGUUCUAAUUGAUUUUAAAUAAUUUCAAUUCAUCAUCAGAACAAGCUAUACCUUAAUUCAUGAUAAGCUCAAAGAAUUUCUCAUUCAUAUCAGGGUGAAUUUUGCACUUGACUUCGGUGGGGUUGAACGAGGUCGGAGCGUUUCAUUCAGCACUGGCAUAAAAACAAUCUUGUACUUGUGCAACUAUUAAUUCAAAUUGUAAUUUUGUAAUAAAAGCAGCCUAAAAAUGA